Molecule: messenger RNA, 1855 nt
Organism: Chara braunii
Lineage: Eukaryota; Viridiplantae; Streptophyta; Charophyceae; Charales; Characeae
Source: the annotation of a GenBank genome assembly
CUAGAGUCCACUCCAGCUUUCUGUCACACGCCUCCAGAGGAGAACCGUCGCCAUCAGGUCAGUCCUCCCUUCCGAAACCUCCUGCUUCGGCGCCUCCUCCUUCUCUCCUCCUCCUCGUCUUCUUCCUCUCCUCCAAUGUCUUCUUCUUCUUCUUCUUCUUCUUCUUCUUCUUCUUCUUCUUCUUCUCUGCCAUGUCAUUCCCUCCUCCUCCAGCUCCUCCAUUCUUCCUUCAUUUGUUUUUCCCCUACUAGCUGCGGCAUCUUUAUCUUUACCUCCGGCAUCUCUCAUUCCUUCUCGUCCACCUCUUCCUCCAUCGUUCCUCCCAUCGUUUUCUUUUUCUUUUCUCUUUGUCUCCUCGCCACUACGUUCUCUCUCUCCUCCGCCUACCCCGUGUUCCCUCUUCCUCCACCUCCUUUGUCUCCCUCCUCGUCCAUCUUUCCUUCCGCCAUCUUCCCUCCACCUCCUCCUCACUCCAUCGUCUGUUUUCUUUCUUUUUUUUUCUUCGGUUUCGGGCGAUGGAUCACUUCUUGAAGAAGGGGAAGCCAUGCCCAUACCGCAGUGGCGAGAUAUUGCAUGAGCUCACUUCGCAAAAGGCGAAUAUAGUUGGGGAGGCCUCCACAAAGAUGCCGUUUCAGUACAGGAUGCAGAAAGGAAUCGUGGAGGACACUGGAUUGGAGCCUGCUGGAGGAGACAAAGAUGACAUUGCUGAGUUGGAGGAAGCAUGUUCGUCCGCCGCCAGCGCCAGGGAGAGAUACGAGUGUAGUGCAGGAGGCACGUCCCCUUCAACUUCUUGCGUGUCGAUGAGACACGGGCAUUGCACAACCUGUACAUGGAGCUCGGAGCCACAAAGGCAGUUCUCGACAUGGCAUCUUCAGAGACCAUCCAAACAAUGUUGGACCUGGUCUGCGGGCAAGUGCAGAAAGCGGUGCAGCCAAUCAUUCAUAAAUGGGACACCACUGGAAGCACGCUGAUCACCGAAGGGACAACGGACAGGAAGUGGAGGCCCGUGAUCAACUUCAUUGCCGCAGGGGAAGGUGGGGCUGUUCUUCUCAGGGUAGUGGACGUGCAGCACAGGAAAGCGACUGCCACAGCAAUUGCAAAACUGUGGGAAGAGGUCAUCAGAGAAAUUGGGGUGCACAGGGUCAACGCGAUCUGCACCGACAACGCCGGAGUUAACAAGCGGGCCGCCCGGAUUCUAGCGAGGCGGAGUGAUCCAGACAUUGCCAAAAUUUCAUGGCUGCCUUGCGCUGCGCACACUCUCAGUCUGCCGAUGAAAGGAAUUGCAAAUCUGCAGUCGGUGGCAAACCAUGUGAAGAGGGCGAAAAUGAUGGUGAGGUUCAUCAAGAACCACCAUCGUACAGUUGCUCUUUAUGCGAGGUGCUCGCUAGAGGAGACAAAGACACUCAUCAUGCCAACUGAGGUCCGUUUCGCAUCGACGUACCAGAUGUUGGAGAGGCUGCAGAUAGACGGUGGGUCCUUGAUGAAAAGAUGGACAAAGGGUGGAGGGAAAUCCAUUGGAGCACAAGGAAGUUAAGAAACAAGGCUCACAAGAUCUAUCUGACCAUGAGGUCAAAUGAGUGGUGGGAAGAAGUGGACCGGAUUGUAAAGGUUAUGAGGCCGGUGAACGAGCUCCUAAGAAGGAUGGAUAGUGAUGGUUUGGCGCCCUCACAGCUGUGGGGGUUUGAUGAGAUGCUUCAGGGCUGCUUCAGGAGCAUUGGUGGCCUUACGGUGGAGCAGCAGGAGGACAUAAUGAGAGUCGUUGUUGAAUCGAUGCAGGAUGAUGCGCCAACCGGCGCAUGGAGCCAACUUCCUCCUCUCCCCGCUCCGGAGAGACCCUAGAUGGGUGUUGGACAGG